GAGGGGAAAACUGUGGAGUCUGGUUCGAAGAAAAACCUCUCCCGAAUUGUAGGGUUUUGAGGUUUCUCUGUUUUCGUCUCCGUCGUGUGUUUGUCGGAAUAAAUUUCAGCGAAGAACAAAUGCCUCGCACAACCACCGUCGAUUGCCCCGGCUGUCCCCCUCUUCGUGCUCUCACCUUCGACUCUCUCGGCCUCACCAAAGUGAUCGAAGCUCGGGGUAGUGAGAGAGGGACUGCAGCCGUGGUCGAUAGAUGGGGCGACCCGGAUUCUUCGAGAUGUGUUCUUGCUGCUUCUGUGGAUGACCGACACAAAGACCCGCUACUGGCCGUCGCAAGAAAGAACGGUUCUAUUGAAGUUCUUAAUCCUCUCAAUGGCGAUCUUCACUUUGCAUUCUCUGUAUCUGGUGAUGAUGGCUGCCAAUCUGAGGAUGAUGAAGUUACUGGUUUGCAUUUAUUCAGAAAUCAUAGAGUGGAUCAGGAAAAUAGGGUUUGCAGGUUGCUCACAUGCAAGAAAAAGGGAGAUGUGAGCAUCAGAUCAAUCAAUUUCGCGAAUGGACAUGAGGAUUCUAUGGAUAACACUUCUCCCGAAUGUUGGAAAGCAUGUGGUUCGGGUGAAUUAUCGUUCGGUAAAGUGGAUGGAAGUGAAAACUUUGCCUUAUUUGGAGGGAAACGGGUUGAAGUCAAUAUGUGGGAUCUUGAUAAUUCUGCUAAGAUAUGGACUGCAAAAUCGCCCGCUAAGAACAGUCUCGGAAUCUUUACUCCGACUUGGUUUACAUCUGCCACAUUCUUGAGUGAUGACAGUCACCAUAAAUUUGCCGCUGGAACUAACAGUCACCAGGUUCGUGUAUAUGACAUUUCUGCCCAGCGUAGACCGGUUCUGUCUUUUGAUUUCCGUGAGACAGCCAUCAAAUCGAUAGCCGAAGACCCAGAUGGUCAUACUAUUUACGUUGGGAAUGCUUCAGGCGACCUCGCCUCCUUCGAUAUACGCACCGGAAAGAUGAUGGGAUGCUUUGUGGGGAAGUGUUCAGGAAGCAUAAGAGCCGUAGUUAGGCAUCCACAUCAUCAUGUCAUUGCAUCUUGUGGAUUAGAUAGAUACGUACGAGUAUGGGACGUGAAGACAAGACAACUCCUUUCUUCGGUUUUCUUGAAGCAGCAUCUCACGGGUCUCGUUUUCGACUCGGGAUUCAGUGGCAGCGUAGGAGGAGCGGUUGCGGCUGAAGGGAAUACGGGAGAGCGGACUGCCGGGGACGAGGAGAGCGGAGAUGAAGUGGAAACGGAGAGAGUUUCCGUGAAAACAAAGAAGUCGAAGAAGAAAGAGAAACGAAGCAGACAGAAGGUGGGAGGGGAGAAGAGCAAGAAGAUGAGACACGACCAGGACUAAGUUUUUUUCUUUGGCGGGUUUUGAUAUUUUCGUUAUAGUCCGGUCUGAAUAUGGAUCUCUGUUGUUGUUCCUGCAGUUGAAAAAAAGAAAGUAAAACUGUUGUUUUUUACAUUUCUCUCUGCAUCAAUGUUUUGAAAUUUAGUGUA
Messenger RNA from Tarenaya hassleriana, 1525 nucleotides. Its product is annotated as WD repeat-containing protein 74-like. Gene Ontology annotation, biological process: ribosomal large subunit biogenesis. Gene Ontology annotation, molecular function: protein binding. The coding region runs from base 120 to 1379 and encodes 419 amino acids. Gene Ontology annotation, cellular component: preribosome, large subunit precursor; nucleolus. The record is from RefSeq and is a predicted model, not a curated record. The transcript is spliced from 12 exons. Lineage: Eukaryota; Viridiplantae; Streptophyta; Magnoliopsida; Brassicales; Cleomaceae.